This is a messenger RNA of Dunckerocampus dactyliophorus (ringed pipefish), 3826 nucleotides long. It is a transcript of the gene thrap3b, whose product is annotated as thyroid hormone receptor associated protein 3b. Bases 382 to 2967 code for a protein of 861 amino acids. Gene Ontology annotation, molecular function: transcription coregulator activity; DNA binding. Gene Ontology annotation, biological process: positive regulation of transcription by RNA polymerase II. Gene Ontology annotation, cellular component: mediator complex. Lineage: Eukaryota; Metazoa; Chordata; Actinopteri; Syngnathiformes; Syngnathidae. The record is from RefSeq and is a predicted model, not a curated record. The transcript is spliced from 11 exons.
AUUUCGAAAGAUAGCACCCUGAGCUAAUCUGCCUGUCGUUGGACAACCCCUGGGCUGCGUGUUCUCGACGCCGAAAGACGUGCAUAAACUGCUACCCACGAGGGAAAAAACAUGCAUCGCUUCGUAUAUAUGUCAUGUGGAUUGCCUCGAUAGUCCCUGUUUCUUUUUAGGGCGCGGGGGACUCGGGGUUUUUUUUUGGCUCGGUUUGGCGCAUUGCUACUAUCGACUAGCUAGCGAGCUAGCAUACUUGCUAACACCCAGACGGGAAAAAGCAGGAAGGAGAGCACCGACGAAGCUUGGCCUUUAAACGGUUGCUCUACAAGCAAACGACGAUUCUUGUGAAAACACAAACAGGAUAUUUAUUCUGGCAUAAGGGCUAAGAUGGCUCCUGACUCUCCUGCUCGCUCCAACUCCAGAUCAAAGUCCAGGUCCAGGUCUUUGUCAAGAUCGCACUCAAGAAGCCGCUCCCGCUCAAGAUCCAGAAAACGGCGCUACAGUUCAAGGUCUCGUUCUCGCUCUCGCUCACGUACUCCUGCAGCUUAUCGAAAUUAUCCCUCCCGGGACUAUCAGAACAACAGAGGUGGGUUCAGGGGCUACAACCGUGGCUAUCGAAGGCCUUACCACUACCGGGGCCGAAACCGAGGCUAUUACGCUCGUGGUCACUACCAGAACAGGGGAGGUGGCUACGGUUAUAAGUCCAACUGGCAAGGUGGCGGUGGAGGCUGGCAUGACCGCAAACACGACCAGGACCACCGCUCCCACAGCCCCAGAAGGGGGCGGUCACGCUCCCACACACCGGCUAAACGAUCCGGAAGCCGCUCCCACUCCCGUCACUCUGAACAGUCAUCAUCGGAGCAGUCUCACCGCUCCAGGAGCUCUAGCUCCUCCAGGUCGCGCUCCUCCACACCUCGGCAUCGCAACAAGGGCAAGCCCAGCUCCAAGAUUACAAAGGAAAAGCAACCAGAAAGCCAAGUGGAGAAGCCAGGCCCGGCAGGAGAUGGCAGUGUUAUUGAGAAGGCAUCAGGUGGUAAAUGGAUCGACUAUGACACAAGCCCCAAACGUGGCAGCUCAGAGACGGCUCAGAAAGAAGACGUGACAGCUACUGUGACUGGCAGUCCCGCCAAGUCUGGACAAACUGCUUCCUUUGGCGGCUUUGGCUUCUUCUCCAAGGAGGAUUCCAAAGGUGGCGAUAAGACGGUGAUCUCUGCUGCCUUCAAAAAGUUCCUGGCUGAAAACAAAAGCAAAAAGCAGGCAGCUGAAAAGGAGGAUGGUCACGAUGGCGAGAAGAGCAGCGCAGACAGAGAGCAAGAGAAGGGCGCCAAGUCUGGAGACAUCUUCAGCAUCUCUGUCUCUGCUUUUGGUGACUCCAAGGAAGACAACACUAUGCCAUUCUUCGAUGAUGAAGAGGAGGAGUUCCUCAAAUCUCAUGGGUUGAAAGAGAAGGAGGAAGAUGGCGGGGGCAAGUCCAGCGUGACUGCUCGGGAUAUAUUCGGGAAAUGGGGUGACGAGCCGAGCUAUUCCACCUCCUACCCAUCAGGAAAGGAGAAAAGCCGUAGAGAUGAUGAUACUGAGACCUUAGACAUGGAAGAGGAGAUGUAUCGAAGCCGCAAGCACAGUAAGAAAGAGGAGAAAGCCAAGAAGAAGGAGAAGAAAGAUAAGGAGAAGGCCAAAAGGAGUCCGUCCCCUUCUACGACUUCCAAAGGCAAGGGCAGGCCGCUUUUCCCUGGCGCCUUCCCUCGUCGCGAGGAGUCUCCCGCACAACGUCUGUCUUCAUCCAGAGAGGAUUUUGAACAAAAAGUUGCUUUGAUGGAAGAAAUGCCAAGCUCCUCCCUGUCUAAGAAUCGCUUCAUGUCCAGAGAGCUGGUGAAUCCCUCUAAGAAAGAUCCGGAGUUCCGUUCAAUCUUUCAGCAUAUUCAGUCUGGUCAGCUUCGCAGCAGCCCCCCAGAGCUGUUUGCUCAGCACAUAGUGUCCAUUGUGCAUUACAUCAAAGCUCAGCACUUCACCUCUACAGACAUGACUUUAAGCGAACGCUUCGCCAUGUACCAAAGGAAAGCUGCAGAGAUAGAAAUGAUGAAGCCAAGGAAGAGCCCAGAAAUCCACAGGAGAAUUGAUGUUUCCCCCAGUGCCUUUAAGAGGCACUCUCACCUGUUUGAGGAUAUGGACGAGACAAGCUUCAAGGAUUCAAGCAAAAAGUUCAAAGGGGACCCGAUGGACCUUCGCCUGGAUAUUGAAAGGCGUAAGAGGUUUGCAGGGAAGGACUACAGGCGUGAGGGAGGCAGGAGCCCCGGAGGCUCCCGAGGGCCGAGCAGAGAGAGGUCCUCUGAAAAAUCUGGAAAGCACCACAAGAAGUCCAAGAAGGGAAAGAAGAAGCGGGAUCGCUCUCCAUCGUCCUCUUCCUCCUCGUCCUCGCCAUCCCCUUACCCGUCCGCACCUUUCAGAGGGAAAGAGUACAUGGGAGAUGGGGUGGAGCACUUUGAGGAGGGAUACGGUCACCCACGUUACCCCCCGCGGGACUACGGUGGCCCCGGGGACAGAGGCCCUCCUCGGGAUUAUGAGGGCCCACACAUGGAAAGAGGCAGAGGCCGUGGAUUUUUCCCCAGAGUGAGAGGACGAGGAUGGAACAGGGGCAAUUAUCCCGGCAACAACAGCAAUGGCAACCCUGUCAACAUGAACCCUCAAGGGCGCCCUCCAGAGGAGGAAUGGGAUCCCGAGUACACACCCAAGAGCAGGAAGUACUACUUGCACGAUGACCGAGAUGGGGAGAAAAACUGGGUGGACAACCGUGGGCGAGGCCGAGGUUCCUUCCCGACCCGCCGGGGACGCUUCGUCUAUCGCAAAGGAGGCAGCAGCCCCAAGUGGGCCCACGACAUGUUCCAGGGCGGAGAGAAGGCAGCAGAGCUGGGAGACGACAACAUCGAGGGCCAGCCUAAAGACACCAAGAACGCAGACGAUGGCCUGAAGCCCUAAACAGCCAUCAAUGUGUCUGUAUAGCAACGCUUGUAAAAAUGUCUUUUUUUUUCUUCCUUUUUUUUCCCCGCCUCCCUCUCCAGCUCUCAUGUUGUGUAAUUUUCUCUGGUGUCUAAGGCUUUUAUGUCACAUUAGAUGAAUGAAUGAAUGCUGCUGAGGAAAAAAAUCCUGAGGCAACUUUCAAUGAGGAAAGAAACAUUUGUGCCUUCAAAGGAAAAAAAAAAAAAGCUGAAGGAGCUUUUUAAGCUUUUUUUUUCCCCCCUGUUCAUCUUCCCCUCUUCUCUCUUCUUAUUUGGUGUUUGGAGCCCUGAUGGUGUCUUGAUGUUAAAGCUGCAUGACAUGUUGGAUUACUGCUUCUCCCCACGGGACCAAUCACUACCCUCCAAAUUCAUUUGUAUUAUUUUAGUGUCACGAGCUAUUCUUAUGGGCCACAUACUUGUUGGUGUGUUUUCAGUUCAAAAAAAUUAUCCACUCCAAAAUAUACGGUAAUUGCUCUGCUUUAGUCACAUGGAUAUAGUGUAGCGAAAUAGGUUUACAUGAUCAUUUUAGUAAAGUGGAUGCCUUUUAUGUUAGGAGUUUUAAUUGAAACGUUACACAUAAACGUAAUUGCUAACUCUAAAAAAAUAUAUUGUAAUAUGUUUGGACAAGCUUAAAAUUUGUGGGUUUGUUUUCACACUUCAUUGAAAAAAAAAAUCAACAGGACGUUUUAAGAACUAGAUUAUCUUUGAGUACGUUCUGCAUGUACGCAACAAAACUGUUUAGUUUUUUUCCGAUUAAUACCAAACAGAGGACUUUUAUACUGUGGAAGAGCUUUCAUGUUUGUCUUUUAAUUUUCAAUAAAUGAUUUUUUUUCUUUUGA